Tripterygium wilfordii is the source of this 327-nucleotide messenger RNA. Its product is annotated as protein TIC 20-II, chloroplastic-like. The record is from RefSeq and is a predicted model, not a curated record. The transcript has 2 exons. The coding region runs from base 1 to 327 and encodes 108 amino acids. NCBI's taxonomy places the organism in Eukaryota, Viridiplantae, Streptophyta, Magnoliopsida, Celastrales, Celastraceae.
AUGCCAUACUCCGCCACACCAGCCAGUGACCGCCUGAUAUCCGCCGUUUCCUUCACUCUCCCCUUCUUCAACUCUCUCCAGGUUAGGAACCCUAUAUUCAGUCAGCACCGUGAGGUUCAACGCGAUGCAGGUGUUGUCCUCCUGGUGGUGCCGUUGAUGGUGAUCAGGAUUCUAAAUCCUGGUCGGACCGGGUUGGUGCUCAAGGCCAUGGUUUGGGGAUUUAACGUGGCGUUUGUGUUCACCGUUCAAUAUGAUGUGCUUUGUUUAUGGGCUGGUUUGUACUAUUUUGGGCCGGGUCCGUCUUUGCCGUUUGUUUCUACUUUCUAG